UGCCUUUCAAAGAUGACAAAAAGUCCAAGAGCAAAGGCGAGAGAGAGAGAGAGAGUUCAAUACUACUGAACACAUACAUUUCUGAUUGAGUCAGGCCAUCACUGAGAUCAUUGAGAGCUAAAGAUGUCUCUUCCAAGAGCUUCAGAUAGCAAUAACAGCAACCCUUUCCCCCAUUCUCUCUUUCCACACAAGCAGAGCAAAGUAGAAGAGAGUGAUGAAGAUUUGUUCACAGUUCCAGACGUGGAAACUCCACCAACUAUGAAUUCUUCUGACAUCUCUAAUGUUUUUGGUAAUAAUAAGGAAAAUAAUAGUGCAGAGACUCAGCACCACAGUACUUCUGGGUUAUCUGGUAAACGUCGCAGGGGAAGAAACCCUGUUGAUAAAGAAUACAGACGUCUCAAGAGGUUGCUAAGGAACAGGGUGUCUGCUCAACAAGCCCGAGAAAGGAAGAAGGUAUAUGUCACUGACCUGGAAUCAAGAGCCAAAGACUUACAGGACAGGAACUCGAAAUUAGAAGAGAAGAUCUCAACUCUGGUCAAUGAAAAUAUCAUGCUUAGGAAGGUUCUUAUGAACACAAGGCCUAAGAAUGAUGAAAGUGUUGAGCCGAAGCAGGAUCAGUUUAGCAAGAGCUGAGAAGCAUAAGGUGUUUGUUCUUUAGGCCUUUCAAGUUAAUAAAUUUUUAUUAAGGAUUCUCAUAGACCCUUUAAUUUAGACAAAUGUAAAUCAUCAUAUUUCCUAAACCAUAUAUGUAUAAACGCAAGACACAGUUUAUUAAUAAGACCAGUGGGUUGGAGUA
Quercus robur (English oak) is the source of this 796-nucleotide messenger RNA. Its product is annotated as transcription factor HY5-like. Bases 124 to 633 code for a protein of 169 amino acids. Gene Ontology annotation, biological process: response to far red light; response to red light; regulation of photomorphogenesis. The transcript has 4 exons. Gene Ontology annotation, cellular component: nucleus. Gene Ontology annotation, molecular function: DNA-binding transcription factor activity, RNA polymerase II-specific. NCBI's taxonomy places the organism in Eukaryota, Viridiplantae, Streptophyta, Magnoliopsida, Fagales, Fagaceae. The record is from RefSeq and is a predicted model, not a curated record.